This is a messenger RNA of Lotus japonicus, 1653 nucleotides long. RefSeq lists its product as uncharacterized. The record is from RefSeq and is a predicted model, not a curated record. Gene Ontology annotation, molecular function: nucleic acid binding; RNA-DNA hybrid ribonuclease activity. NCBI's taxonomy places the organism in Eukaryota, Viridiplantae, Streptophyta, Magnoliopsida, Fabales, Fabaceae. The transcript has 3 exons. Bases 1 to 1653 code for a protein of 550 amino acids.
AUGCUCUCAGUAAGCCGAAACGUGUCUGAUACUAGAUUUAAUGAGCUUAAACAACUUCUGAAUGUAAAGGCGGUCGAGAGUUAUGAUAAAUAUCUAAGGUUGCCAACUGUCAUUGAGAUUGAUAGCAUGAUAUCCAGAAUCUUUUGGAGUGGUGAUGUUAGCCGACGUGCAAAGAAUUGGUGGCGUAUUUACACUCAUCCAGAGACUUUACUAGCGAGGGUGUUCAAGGGAGUAUACUUCCCGAGAGGCUCGGUUUGGGGAGCCCGAAAGGGUUACCAUCCUAGCUACGCUUGGACCAGCAUCCUCAAAACUAGCUGGAUUUUUGAAAGAGGAGGAUUAUGGCCCAUUGGAGAUGGCUCGAAGGUCCAAGCAUGGACUGAUAAAUGGUUGCCGAAUGGAGUCCCGCUCACAUAUCGGGUUGACGUAGCGGAGGCUCUUGGCAUUGUUCGGGUUUCAGAUAUGAUCGAGGAAGGUCCAAAACGUUGGAACCGUGAGUGGGUUGAAGAGGGUUUUCACCCAGCGACAACAUCACAUAUUCUUGGCAUUCCUUUGGAUUUGCAUGGCGGGGAGGAUGUGUUAGCUUGGCCUCAUGCUUCCGAUGGCCAAUAUACUUCUAAAACAGGUUAUAAUUUCAUUUGUGGCUUGCUAGCAUUGGAGGCGGCUUCAUCAUCUUCAUCUAUGAGGUUGACGUUACCACCCAAACUUUGGCGCCAAUUCUGGUCAACCGACGCUCUCCCAAGGUGCAAGGAAAUAGUUUGGAGAGCAAUCCGGGGUUUUCUUCCAGUUUGGGCUCAACUCUUCCUGCGUCAUGUGGAUACGGACCCAGGCUGUGUUUUUUGCGACCAUGACAGCGAGUCCACUGAGCAUAUCUUUAUGCGGUGCUCGGCAGCGAUGGCGAUUUGGUAUGCUUCACCCCUCUCCCUUCGAGUCGAGAGCGUGUCGUCUUUCCAGGCCUUGUGGACAUCGAUAAUACAUGAGCAACAACCCGAGGUGGUGGCAAUGGCACAAACAAUGAUUUAUCAAAUAUGGGAGGUGAGAAACAGAGUUCUCUUUCGUGAUGGCAAGCUGGUGGUGGCGGAGGUUAUUGAUCGUGUGCUUGGGAUGACAAGGGUGGCUCUUCCAAGGGCCCGUGAGGAGUCCACGACAAGCAUAGCUGUGUGGUGGCGACCGCAAGAACGAGUGGUAAAACUUAACUUUGAUGCUUCUUUUGUGGAUGGUAACGUGGCAGGGUUGGGAAUGGUUGCUCGCAAUCAUCGUGGCGAGAUCAUGGCAUCAGCGACGUCCUAUCCGGUGCCCACUCUAUCAGCUUUGUUGGCGGAGGCUUGUGGUUUGAGGUGGGCGAUGCAGUCGGCAACAGAGCUUAGCUUUAGGAGAGUUUGUCUGGAGACAGAUUGCCUCCAGUUGUUCCAGUGGUGGCAGAAGGCUGUGGUGGGUCGUUCCUAUUUGGAUAACAUUAUUAGAGAUUGUCGUACUUAUGUUUCGUUUUUUGAUUUCUUUUCUUUAUCUUUUGUUAGACGUACUGGCAACUCAGUUGCAGACUUUUUGGCUAAGAACGCUUCCACUUAUGCGAAUUCAGUAUGGGUGGAAGAAGUUUCCGAUGCCGUUAUUGGUUUGGUAAACUUGGAUGUACUUGCUUCUCCAUUUGGCCCUUAA